CUCGAACGACACGUUCCCCACUGCUAUGCACAUCGCCGCUGGUAAAGAGGUUCACGAGGUUCUGCUGCCGGGGCUUCAGGCGCUGCACGACGCUCUCGCCGAGAAAGCUCUGCAGUUCAGAGGACAUCAUCAAGAUCGGCCGCACACACACUCAGGACGCCGUGCCGCUCUCUCUCGGACAGGAGUUUGGCGGGUACGUGCAGCAGGUGAAGUACAGCAUCGAGCGAGUGAAGGCCGCGAUGCCGCGUGUGUAUGAGCUCGCAGCCGGCGGCACUGCGGUGGGAACCGGCCUCAACACACGCAUCGGCUUCGCUGAGAAAGUGGCGGAUAAAGUGUCUGCACUCACAGGACUGCCGUUUGUGACGGCGGAGAACAAGUUCGAGGCUCUGGCGGCCCAUGAUGCACUGGUGGAGCUGAGCGGCUCUCUGAACACUGUGGCCGUGAGCCUGAUGAAGAUCGCCAACGACAUCCGCUUCCUGGGGUCGGGACCUCGGUCGGGUCUCGGAGAACUCGUGCUGCCCGAGAACGAGCCCGGGUCCAGCAUCAUGCCGGGGAAGGUGAACCCCACGCAGUGUGAGGCGUUGACUAUGGUGGCGGCUCAGGUGUUCGGGAAUCAUGUGGCCGUCACUGUCGGCGGAAGCAACGGACACUUCGAGCUCAACGUCUUCAAGCCAAUGAUCAUCAAGAACGUCCUGAACUCUGCCAGACUUCUGGGCGACGCUUCGGUCUCCUUCACCAACAACUGUGUGGUCGGGAUCGAGCCGAACAUCGAGAGGAUCAACAAACUGAUGAGCGAGUCGCUGAUGCUGGUCACGGCUCUCAACCCUCACAUAGGCUAUGAUAAAGCAGCCACUAUAGCGAAGACGGCACACAAGGAGGGCUCGACUCUGAAGGAGACGGCGCUGAAGCUCGGCUUCCUGACGGAGGAGCAGUUCGACCUGUGGGUGCGUCCUGAAGACAUGCUGGGACCCAAAUAACCUCUCGCUCUUCAAUAAAACACUUGCCUUGUUCAAACAA
Molecule: messenger RNA, 1017 nt
Organism: Rhinichthys klamathensis goyatoka
Lineage: Eukaryota; Metazoa; Chordata; Actinopteri; Cypriniformes; Leuciscidae
Gene: fh
Product: fumarate hydratase
Exons: 6
Coding region: 240-977 (245 amino acids)
Biological process (GO): fumarate metabolic process; malate metabolic process; tricarboxylic acid cycle
Cellular component (GO): tricarboxylic acid cycle heteromeric enzyme complex; mitochondrion
Molecular function (GO): fumarate hydratase activity
Source: RefSeq, a predicted model, not a curated record